AUGUUGGUAUUGACGGCGAGGAUUCUGGUGUCGCCUCAGGUCACUGCCGUCUUUGCCUUCUGCACGCAUGGUUUCAUGUGGCUGCCAGAGAUCUACCGCGCCUUCCGUCGUGGUCGUCCCAGUGCGCUCGGUGGCCUCGACGUCGUGCGCACUACUGUGCCGGGAGACGGGGAUAUUGCAUCCGGUCCUAGCCUUGGACGGCCUGCGGAGUACAUCCUCGGUACCACCAUCCUGCGGUCUGCGCAUCUGCUGUACUUCUUGGCAAAUGAGGACAAUGUGUUCGAGAUUGGGGAGAGAGCAUGGGCACGACCAUUGGUGCUGUUCAUGUUCUUGCAGGCAGGGUUCGUGAUCCUACAGAGUUGGGUCGGACCAACGUUCUUCAUGCCAGCGCGGCUCGCGACCCGUAAUGACGUCUACGACUACCAUCCACCCCUACCCACAGACCUUGAAGCUGCCCUUGGCGACUGCGCUAUAUGCAUGGAAGCAAUUGACAUCGGGGGCGAAGGCGGGUCAGGGGAGAAGGAAACGUCGAUAGCUCCGCUUCGUGGUGCGCGUAAGGAGUACAGUCUGGCGCCGUGCCACCAUCUAUUCCAUACGAAAUGCCUGGAGAGGUGGCUUGCGAUCAAGAAUAUAUGUCCUCAGUGUCGGCGACCGUUACCACCGUUGUAA
Molecule: messenger RNA, 669 nt
Organism: Schizophyllum commune H4-8
Lineage: Eukaryota; Fungi; Basidiomycota; Agaricomycetes; Agaricales; Schizophyllaceae
Exons: 5
Coding region: 1-669 (222 amino acids)
Source: RefSeq, a predicted model, not a curated record